AUGGAUAAUGCAUUAACACCUAAAAAAAUAAAGAGGCUAUUACAAUACGCUGAAGACAAGUCUUUUAGCGCCAAAAAGCCAUUGCCCCCCAGAAAAGAGGAAAUGAAACGCUCGGAUGCGCAAGGAGGGAUGUCGAACAACUCUAAUACUAAUUUGGAGUGUUCGUCUGGAAUUCUGGACUUAGAAAGAGUUGAGGGGUUUGGAGAGUCUUCUAUUGGAGCCAUGUCCUUAAGAAAAUCUACUGCUUUUAAUCCCGUGGAAAUGACUGGAAGAUCAACAGGUACUGAGGACAUAAAGUCACACACUAUUGACUUAGGUCCAGCUAAGAUUGAGGACCUAUUGGAGGGGUAUGGGCGACAUUCAUUUGCUCUGGAAAGUCUUACAAGUAAUUUAAACAAACAGACUUUGGAAGUUAAUGACAUUAUGAGGCAUUCAAUUGCAACCAAUUAUUCAUUUCAUUCUAAGAGGGACUUAACAGCUGAUGAAGUGUCUUUUGUCAUCAGGCAAGCGCCUUUGCCAGUGCAACAAAGCACACAGGUGGACAUCACGAAGGAAAAUGUUUUGGAAGGUAAUUCAAAUAUGUCUGUGGGGUCUUAUUUUGAAAAUAGAUGCCCAGAAUUUUCGAGGCUGCUUGUAAAAAUUGAAAGUCCAGACAGGCCCGUGAGGCCUAGUAUUAGUGAAG
Messenger RNA from Parnassius apollo (apollo), 682 nucleotides. The record is from the annotation of a GenBank genome assembly. Lineage: Eukaryota; Metazoa; Arthropoda; Insecta; Lepidoptera; Papilionidae.